Molecule: messenger RNA, 872 nt
Organism: Drosophila ananassae
Lineage: Eukaryota; Metazoa; Arthropoda; Insecta; Diptera; Drosophilidae
Gene: mgr
Product: prefoldin subunit 3
Exons: 3
Coding region: 113-697 (194 amino acids)
Biological process (GO): tubulin complex assembly; protein folding; microtubule-based process
Cellular component (GO): cytoplasm; prefoldin complex
Molecular function (GO): tubulin binding
Source: RefSeq, a predicted model, not a curated record
CAGCUGUCAAUCGAUAGUCUCAUCUCAAUUUUGACUCACCAUCGACUUUUACAGCGGCAGACCUCCUGGAAAUUUAUUUUCAAUUGUAGAAAGUAGGGAGCAGCACAUAAAAAUGACUGGCAUCAUGGAUAGCGUGGAAAUGCCCAAAUUGCCGGAAAAUCAGAAAACUUUCGCCGGCAUCCCCGAGGCAGUGUUCCUGGAGGAAAUUGACUCGUUCAUGGCGCAACCGGAGAAUGAGAACUGCGAGAAGGUGCUCCAGCGCCUGGACGAACAGCACGGAAAGUAUCGUUUUAUGGCCUACAACCUGGAGACGAGGCGCCGCAAGCUGAAGUCCCAGAUUCCGGACCUAGAGCGCUCACUGGAGAUGGUGAACGUACUUCGCAAGGAGGACGAAGAGCGUGAGACGCAAUUCCUGCUCAGCGAUCAGGUGUUCAUCAAGACUCUAGUGCCACCCACGAAAACGGUGUACCUCUGGCUGGGGGCCAGCGUGAUGCUUGAGUAUCCGCUGGACGAGGCUGAGGCGCUGCUAAAGCAGAACAUCACAUCUGCCGUUGGCAAUCUGAAGUCCGUGGAACACGAUCAGGACUUCCUAAGGGAUCAAAUUACCACGACAGAGGUAAACAUGGCUCGAGUCUACAACUGGGGUGUGAAAAAGCGGCAGGCCGCAGCAAAGACCGCCAGCAGUUCCCCAUCGUAAGGACCCAUUUUGGAAACCCAUCCCCAAAUCAACAUCAGCCGCAGGCAGUGCUACGCCUCUCGCGUAAUAUUUAUUUCGACGCUUCACCGAAAAGGCUCGGCAGGGAUUGCCGUCUGCUAUAUUCUCAUUCACCACUGAUAACAAUAAAACCGCCACACAACGCAUUAAACUGCAA